AUGGAUUUUAUCGGUGUCCGAUUCCUGAUUAUCACACUGUACUUCAGUUAUGAGUCUUUGGCAUUUGAUGAUGUGGCUGUGGAGUUCACCUGGGAGGAAUGGCAGCUUCUGGCCCCUGCUCAGAAGGACCUGUACCGGGAUGUGAUGCUGGAGAACUAUAGCAACCUGGUGUCCGUGGGGUAUCAAGUUAGCAAACCAGAUGCACUCUCCCAGUUGGAACGAGGGGAACCACCAUGGAGUUCAGAAGAUGAAAUGUGUAGUCAAAACUUUCCAGAAAUCCGCAAAGUUAAUGGUCAUCUACUGGGCCACAUGCAAGAUGAAAGCAAAAUGAUUCACACAGGAGAGAAGCCCCAUAGAUGCAGUCUGUGUGGGAAAGCCUUCUCUAAAAAGUACUUGCUCACUGAACAUCAGAGAGCUCACGCAGUAGAAAAACCUUAUGAAAGCAUGGAACAUGACAAAGCAUUCACCAUGAAAUCAGAGAAAACUCACACAGAAAAAAAACAUUAUGAAUGCACAGAAUGUGGCAAAUCGUUUAUCACAAAACCAGGGCUCAAUAUGCAUCGGAAAACUCAUACAGGGGAGAAACCCUGUAUAUGCAGUGAGUGUGGAAAAUGCUUCAACCGUGAAUUGAGUCUCAUGGUUCAUCAGCGAACUCACAGACAGUCUUCCUAUGUGUGCACGGACUGUGGCACAGUGUUUAUCAAGAAAUCAUGGCUCACUAUACAUCAGAAAACACAUAAAGUGGAGAAAUACUUUCAGUGCAGUGAAUGUGGGAAAGCCUUCAACCGAAAGAAACAACUACUUUUACAUAAAAGCAUUCAUACUGGAGAGAGGCCUUAUAUAUGCAGUGAAUGUGGAAAAUGCUUCAUCCGCAAGUUAAGUCUCAUUGUUCAUCAGCGAACUCAUACUAGACAGAUCACCUAUGCAGGCACGGGCUGUGCCAAAGGGGCUCACUUUACGCCCAUCGGAAUGACAAAGCAGAUCGACCCCAACAUGAUGGCUCUACACACCUGA
Messenger RNA from Orycteropus afer afer, 1014 nucleotides. The record is from RefSeq and is a predicted model, not a curated record. NCBI's taxonomy places the organism in Eukaryota, Metazoa, Chordata, Mammalia, Tubulidentata, Orycteropodidae.